AUGCCGGAAGCUGUGCAAACUCAAGACCAACCAAUGGAGGAAGAGGUGGAGACCUUUGCCUUCCAGGCUGAGAUUGCUCAGUUGAUGUCCCUGAUCAUCAACACUUUCUACUCCAAUAAAGAAAUCUUCCUGAGGGAGCUGAUUUCCAAUUCAUCAGAUGCUCUGGACAAGAUAAGAUACGAGAGCUUGACCGACCCAAGCAAGCUGGAUUCUGGAAAAGACCUGAAAAUUAACCUGAUUCCAAACAAGCACGAUCGCACUCUGACCAUUGUGGAUACAGGCAUAGGGAUGACCAAAGCUGACCUGGUCAACAACCUUGGUACUAUUGCCAAGUCUGGUACCAAGGCUUUCAUGGAAGCUCUGCAGGCAGGGGCUGAUAUAUCCAUGAUUGGUCAGUUCGGUGUUGGCUUCUACUCUGCCUACCUGGUUGCAGAAAAAGUGACAGUGAUCACCAAGCACAAUGAUGAUGAGCAGUAUGCUU
Molecule: messenger RNA, 481 nt
Organism: Cariama cristata (Red-legged seriema)
Lineage: Eukaryota; Metazoa; Chordata; Aves; Cariamiformes; Cariamidae
Product: putative heat shock protein HSP 90-alpha A2
Exons: 2
Biological process (GO): protein stabilization; cellular response to heat; protein folding
Cellular component (GO): myelin sheath; perinuclear region of cytoplasm; nucleus
Molecular function (GO): ATP binding; disordered domain specific binding; ATP hydrolysis activity
Source: RefSeq, a predicted model, not a curated record